AUGAGUGAGGAGGUCGACUUCAGGCCUACUGUGAACUUGGCCUUGACCUUCCCUCAGGAGAUGAAGGGCUCUCCCACCUUCCCUCCAGAUGGCUGUCUCCUCUCUCUGCUCCUCCUGGUGUCCACCAUAGUCUCGGGAGAAGUGUCUUCGUUUUCUGUGAGGGGACAAACUGAGCCCAUCACAGUCCUGCUUGGGGCUGAGGCCACUCUGCUCUGCCAGCUGUCUCCUGCACAGAGUGGGACAUCUCCCAUGCACAUCUGCUGGUACCGUGCCCGCCUCACCCCUGCUGUGCUGGUGUUCCACGAUGGACAGGAGCAAGGAGAUGUGCAGAUGCUGGAGUACCGAGGCAGAACCCGGCUGGUGAGAGAUGCCAUCGCCACGGGAGAUGUGACUCUGCAGAUACAGCAAGUCCAGGCUUCUGACGAUGGUCUGUAUCACUGUCAAGUUACACAUGGCUUCACCUCCCAAGAGGCUGUGAUUGAGCUCUGUGUCAAAGGGAAAGUAGCUCUGGCUUGCCUGCUCCCCAUACUACUGGUUCUGUUCGGUGGGACCAGCCUUGCUGGCUGGAAAGAGCACCAAGCCAAAAGGCAAAAGGUGGAACAAAAGUCAGAAGAACUGAAGGAAAUAUCUCAGAUGAAGAAGGAAAUGAAAAUCUCACUGAAGAAAAGAGAUGACCUCCAGGCCGCGCUGGAUCAACGGAAGGCUCUGUACAGAGAAGAUUGGAAGAAAGCCCUGCUGUACCCUGACUGGAGGAAGGAACUGUUCCAGCUGGCUCCUGUGAGGAUAAAUCAUGAAGUGCCCAAAACUGGCCCAGAAACAGAAGAGAGCAGCAGAGAGGAGACAGCACAUCCAUCCCUCAGCAACCCACAAGAAAAUCACCACGUCAUCACGCUGUACCAAGAAGGCUUCAUGUUGGGGAGAUAUUACUGGGAGGUGGAUGUAGGGGACACUGAGGAAUGGACACUCGGUGUUUACGAGCUGUCCACUCAGGAUGUGCCAUCCAGAGAAUCUCUGAGGAAAUUCAGAGUCCUGGAGAAGAAGGGAGAUGAAUACAGGGCUCUUGCCUUCUGUUCCCAAGCCGUUUCUCUGGAACUGCUGGAGACUCGGCCACUCAAGAUUGCAAUCUUCUUGGACCAGGAGGACAAUGACCUUUCUUUCUACAAUAUGACUGAUGAGACCCACAUCUUCUCCUUCGCCCAGGCCAGAUUCUUGGGAUCACUCUAUCCUUACUUCACGCGUCAUCCCGUGGGCCUCUCUCCAUCACACAGUCCCAAGUGA
Messenger RNA from Cricetulus griseus (Chinese hamster), 1278 nucleotides. Lineage: Eukaryota; Metazoa; Chordata; Mammalia; Rodentia; Cricetidae. The record is from RefSeq and is a predicted model, not a curated record.